This is a messenger RNA of Phytophthora infestans T30-4, 835 nucleotides long. RefSeq lists its product as uncharacterized. The record is from RefSeq and is a predicted model, not a curated record. Gene Ontology annotation, molecular function: protein binding. Bases 44 to 835 code for a protein of 263 amino acids. The transcript is spliced from 3 exons. Gene Ontology annotation, cellular component: U5 snRNP. Lineage: Eukaryota; Oomycota; Peronosporomycetes; Peronosporales; Peronosporaceae.
GCUUUGACUGAUGAGCUCAAAAUCUAGGGCAUCAAUGCGCGGGAUGACGGGGUUUAACAUGGAGGAGGAGAAGGACGAGGGCCACUUCGAUGCAGACGGAAACUUUGUAUGGGACGAUGAGUCCAAGAAGGUUCAAGAAGAGGCCUGGCUGGACGACGUCUCGGAGCAGCAGAUUGGUGCAGCCAAGAGCGCCAAGAGCCGACGAGAAUAUCGCGACGAGCAGGUGGAGGAGACGAUGACGGAGGAGGCAGCCAAUAGGACGCUGGCCACACUGCUUAAUCCUCGCGAGACGGUGUUGCAUGCGCUCAAGCGACUUGGUUCCAAGAAGUCGACGCGGAUGCGACCUGGUAACAAGCGUAAGCAGGCACAGAGAAGCGAGACGGAGCCAAGCCAGACUGCGGAGGAGAAGAAACAGUUUGAACAGGUCACAGAGGCUGCAGACUUCCUCCUGAGGUCAGGAGAAGUGGAUGUUUACAGUCAGAUAAAGGAGGAAUUUGUCCCUGAGGAGGAACUCAUAGCGCAGCGGAGACGUGUGCAGUUCGCUGAAGAGACGGAAGCUAAGAGCGAGGAGAAGCCACCCAAGCAAGAAGUCAUGUGGGAGUAUAAAGCCACCGAUGGACAGAUCCACGGACCAUUCCCGACUUCAAGCUUUGUGGCAUGGCAACAACAGGGCUAUUUUAAAGGAGAGAGUGCCGUCGAUAUGCGGCAACAAGAGAUGCUGAACGAUUUCGAGGAUAGUGACGGCGACGACGAUAGUCCGACUGCUUGUGACAAGGAGAAGGCAGACGAGAACCCUUGGAAACGAUCAGAUACGAUCGCUUUUUCCUCAUAUUAA